Hevea brasiliensis (rubber tree) is the source of this 3388-nucleotide messenger RNA. RefSeq lists its product as uncharacterized. Gene Ontology annotation, cellular component: nucleus. Gene Ontology annotation, molecular function: transcription corepressor activity. The coding region runs from base 242 to 2842 and encodes 866 amino acids. The record is from RefSeq and is a predicted model, not a curated record. The transcript has 4 exons. NCBI's taxonomy places the organism in Eukaryota, Viridiplantae, Streptophyta, Magnoliopsida, Malpighiales, Euphorbiaceae.
CUCUCUCUCUCUCUCAGGCGAAACAUAAAAACAGAGGCGAAAGAAUUUUCUUUUUGGUCUCUAUAUUCCUGUAUUGCCUUGCCUCACCUCAACACUUCAACCUUCGUGUCCAUGACAUCUCUGCUUUCUCCUUCAAGAAGAAGAAGAAGAAGUUGACAAUCGAGGUUAAUUGUUGCAUAACCCAAAAACCCAUUUGCCUAGGUUAUCUCUUCUUCGUGGGUUUUAACGUUCAAGUUCUUCGAUGGAGAUUGAUUCUGUUUGUCUGCAUAGUGACAUGGAAGAUACUCAGGAUGAAUAUGCUGAGCAACCAUUUUCUCCAUCUCCUUGUGAAAUGGGAGAUAUUUUUGGAGAUCCACAGGUGCUUCCUUGUAUAGGAGAUGAAUAUCAAGCAGAAAUUCCUCUUCUAAUUGCAGAAUAUGAUCGUGUACAGUUUAUAAAUACAUCAAGAAAUUCAGAUUUCAUGGUCAAUAUUCACAAGUCUUUUCUACUGGGGUUACCCAUCCCCCUUUUGUGGUCACAUGCUGGAGUUGAAAACAUUAAUGGGACUGUAGAAUUUGAAAACAGUGAGGGGAGCCAGAUUACUUCUAACAAUGAAUUUCCAGAAGUUAAAGUUGAACCACUGGAUAGUCUAUCUGGCUUUAGGAAAAACUUAGGAGUUCAUUCAAACAUUCAACAGGUGGCUGGAAGUGAUAAGAUGGAAGUGGACUCAGUCCUGCUGCAAUCUGAAACUAAAAUGGAUCUGGUAGAAAGAGGUUUCUAUCCUUUGCCUGGCUUAAUGCGUGAAUCAUGGACAGAUGUUGAAUGUGAUAGUUUUCUUCUUGGUCUAUACAUAUUUGGGAAGAAUCUUGUUGCUGUAAAGAAGUUUGUUGAUAGUAAAGAGAUGGGUGAUAUAUUGUCUUUCUAUUAUGGAAAGUUUUACAGGUCUGAUGGAUAUCACAGGUGGUCAGAGUGCCAUAGACUAAGAAGUAGACGAAGCAUCCAUGGACAAAAGAUAUUUACUGGGUGGAGGCAACAGGAACUAUUAUCACGAUUAUUUUCCCAUGUUUCACAGGAAUGCCGGAGUGUGCUACUCGAGGUAUCUAGGACAUUUACAGAGGGGAAGAUUUCAUUUGAAGAAUACAUUUUCACUCUAAAAGGUGCAGUUGGCAUCAAUGUGCUUAUAGAAGCAGUAGGCAUUGGCAAAGGGAAGCAUGAUCUCACUGACAUUGCCAUGGAGCCAAUAAAGUCCAAUAACACAAUUUUGGUUCGUCCUGAAAUACCAACCGGCAAGGCCUGCUCCUCUCUUACAUCUGCAGACAUUAUCAAGCUUCUGACAGGAAAUUUUAGGUUAAGUAAAGCCCGAUCCAGUGAUCUCUUCUGGGAAGCUGUUUGGCCCAGACUUUUAGCAAGAGGAUGGCACUCUGAGCAGCCUAAGGAUAAUGGCUUUUCUGGUUCUAAGCAUUCUUUGGUAUUUCUCAUUCCUGGUGUUAAAAAAUUUUCAAGGAGAAGACUUGAGAAAGGUAACCACUAUUUUGAUUCCAUUAGUGAUGUCUUGAAUAAAGUUGCAUCAGAUCCAGGACUACUUGAGCUUGAAAUUGAAGCAGCCAAAGGCAGCCAACAUAAGGAAGAAUGUGGAUUGGAUCCACCCUUAAAACAGGACCAAGAUGAUGUGUCAAAUAAGCAAUGCCAUUUUUACCUCCAGCCUCCGACUGCAAAUUAUAAUAGGCAUGUACAGAAAUUUACUGUUGUGGAUACCAGUUUGGCUCAUGGAGUAGAACAACCUAAGGUGAGAGAGCUCAUAAGUUUACCUGUUGAAACUAUUAGUGUGUCUACCUUCUCUAGUCUUUCUAGUGAAACUGAAGAAGACACUUCUGAAGACUCACAAGAGGAAGCAGAAGAAACUCAGACCUCAAAUCCAGCAGAGAAUGCGACUGAGAUGAGAAUUUGUGUCGACUCAACAUAUUGUACAAAUAAUCUUCUAAAUAUUGGCACAAGUAAUAACCCUGAUCCCAGUAUUGCAGCUGAGGAAAAUCAUGAAAAUAUAGAAAUAAGUCUUAUUAAUAAAAAGGAGGAAAGGAAGACUAUGAAGUAUCAAUUCAGGCGGAAAGUAAAGUCUGGUUGCUCAAAAUAUUUGGUUCCUAUUACAAGGCAGCAGGGUACUAUUGCUUGUGACAGUGGACAGUCGAACUGGAGCACUAAAAAUAUGUUUGCAGACAGGAAGUUAAAUAAAGAUGAGACCCACUACAUGUCCAACUCGCCUGAUGCAUGUGAGGACAGGAUUUUCCAGGUGAGCCCACCUCAAAUUUCAUCAUCUGCCAGUUCUUUGGUUAAAGACAGUCCAGAUGAGAGCAAUGAAGGAAUUGUUGUUGAGAAUUGCCUAGUUAGGGAAGCAUCUCCAGAAAAACCUCAAUCUCCUAAGUUGAUUGACUUGAACAUCCCUCAUGUAUCACCGGAUUUUGUGGCUGAAGAACCUAUCAUGGCAGACAUGGAGCAAAACAAUGACAGUUCAUCCCUUCUAUCAGGUACAGGCCAGCAACCUGAGCCUUUUAAACUCUGUGACAAUGGGGCUGAUCCAUGGCAACAAUCUUUAGCAAGUAACCGGAGGCAGAGUACUAGGAACCGUCCAUUGACCACGAAGGCAUUGGAAGCUUUAGAAUUAGGAUUUUUCAGCACAAAGAAAAAGAGAAAAGGUGCAGACAUGCCUGAAAGUAACUCGAUAUCAAGGCCUUCUAGGCGAGUUUGUGGAAGGAUUGGCUUUGAAGCAAUUUCGAAGAAAGGUUCUAUGAAUGAGGUCACGGACUCCAGAACAGGAGAGUUUUUGGAUGGUUUCCAGGGUGACACAGACAUGGUUAAUAAGUCAUAAGUUUUAAUGAUAGGAGAAAGGACCUUUUUUGAAAGGACUUUGCUAAUCCAGGUCUUCUCUAUGUUGUGUCCCUAGUCAAAAAUUUUCCAAUGCUUCCCUAAUCAUACUAGAAAAGAGCAGGAAUGCCUUAUUGAUUAAUAUUGCUGAUGGAAAGUUAAAUAUUACACUAGUUGAUGAAGAUACAAAAGUCAGAUGAAGCUUAGAGGGAUACAUUGCCAAAAAAAUGUUACUUAACAUCUAUAAGUAACUGAUGUAAAUGGCAGUUUCUUUGCAAGGGAGGUUCUGCUUGAUCUAUCCCAUCCCCAACCUUGAUGGAGAAGCAGAAAAUUGUGAGCUAGCUCGUUGAUCCUCAUCAUGUACACGUGAAUAUACGUAUUAUUACGUUGUGUGUGUGUAUAUAUAUAUAUAUAUAUCUCUUUUGAAAUUUGUAGAACUUAAAAUGAAAUAAUGGUUUAUGACAUAUGGAUAUAUGCUCUUUGUUCUUUGCUCUUAGGGCAACCCAUACACUAGAGAAGGGAAAUAAAGAAAGAUGAGAACCUGCUGAAA